CGCACGCGCUCCGUCUCCAGGCAACGAGAAAAACAGAGGCCCUCAGAGAGCGCCUGCGCGGCGAGCGGUUGGCAUGGGGUUGGUCUGGUCUGGGAAGCUAAGUGCUGGGGUUUUCCCUGAGCAGGAACGGUGCUCCAGAGCCUCAGGACCUAAUAAGCACCCACAGGAAAUAAUGAGCGUUCACCAAAUGCUUAUUGAAGGAAAGCUCUGGCAGACCCAGCACCUCUGUCUCUAAAAAGUUCAAGAGAAUAGGCUUCAGUCCAGUCCCUGAAUGGCUGGCCUCCAGUUGGCACCAUCUCUGCCUGUGGGCGUUAUGCUUCCAUAUAAUAAGACAGAAGCUCCAGGGCUCCUCUCCACUAAGCAAGAGCCCUGUGAAAAAGGUGACUCUUCUCAGCGGUCUUCCACUGGGCACCCGAGGAACAAUUUCCAGCAGAAACUUUUGAGCAACAAAGAGUUGACACUGGAUAAUAUCUACACUCACUCCAAAUGGAACACCUGCACGAAAGUCCGGAACUGCUCCUAUCCCCACUGUGUUGGAAUCAGCCAGCAAGAUUUAAGAAGCAAUCCCCAGGGCCAAGCAAAGGGUUUAUUUUACUCAUCAAGUCCUCAGUCCCAGUAUCCCCAAACACAUAAUCAGGAAUUUAUCUCCUUCACAAAGAAGCGAGUUGGGGUAGACCGGGCAUACCCACUGAAACCCGUGUUCCAUAGGAAGUCUCAUAGUACUGGGGAGGCUGGCAUUAAUGGGGACCAGAAUGUUUCUCCAAGACCCCCUGAGCCAAGAGAGUUUCCAUACAGCAGCUUUGGUUCAAGGAACUGGGUGCAUUCAUCUGUGGUUCGUGCUGUUGCUGCCACACAGGAGGAGAGGGCCCUGGCAAACUCCAACAGAGCUGAAUGGGUGCAGAUCCAAAGACUAGAAGCUGCAGGGGAGAGCUUACAGGAGGAAAUUCGAAGAAAAGAGACCCUCCUAAGGGAAAAGCUGAAGAAGACAGAGGAGGAACUCAGAAGGAUCCAGAAAGAAAAGGAACAGGUUAAGGAAAAUGAAAAAAGAGAGCUACAGAGAAUGGCACUCCCCAGGAGGAGAGUUAAAGGUAAUAGCAACACCGCAUACAGACCUGCCUUCUCCCCAGAAUUCGGGUCUGAGGAGGUCUUCAGUAGAGCCAAGGGAGAGGAUGAAAUUUGGGGACGGUCUCAAGAAAAUACUAGUUCAUUUCAGCUCUCUGAUUAUGGAAUACAGAAACUCAAAAGGGAAAGACUGGUGGCAAGCAAUAACAAAAUCCGAGACCUAGUCUCGGAGCCAUCAAAAGUGUGUUCUCAGUCUUCAGAAGGGCCUGGCAGUGCUUGGCAGGGGUCCACCAGCAAUCCGAGUUUGUCCAGGUCUCCAGACUCCUCGCUUCCCAGCUGUUCCACUGAAGAGCCCGAACUUGGCGAAUGUAGCCACUGCGGACGCAAGUUUCUCUUGCUCAGGCUGGAGAGACACUCCAAUGUCUGCAGCAGGAUGCAGGGUUCCAAGAGGAAAGUGUUUGACUCCUCCAGGGCCCGGGCCAAGGGCACAGAACUAGAGCAGUACUUGAACUGGAAGGGAUCGGCCUCAGUCAAGGCUGAACCUCCUCGGAAGAGCAACUGGAGACAGAAGCACGAGUCCUUCAUCCGUACGCUCCGUCAGGCCCGAGAGGUCCAGCAGGUAAUUGCCAAAGGUGGAAACCCCACCGACGUGCCUCCCAUCCUGCCUGCAGAAAAUCCGGACUAUAUUCAGUGUCCUCACUGCAGCCGCCACUUUGCUCCCAAGGUGGCCGAGCGGCACAUUCCCAAGUGUAAGACCAUUAAGAACCGGCCUCCACCUCCAAGGAAGCAUUACGGUUGAGCAGACAGCAGUGGGAGCCGCAGAAGGCUCUGCUCUCAUCAGCAGUUAAUGGGAGUAGAACAAUGUGAUGCAAAACAGAACUAAAACUUCCACAUCUCCCACAUCUGCCUGCAGAGCUUAAAUCAGUGAGGAGAGACCCAUCGCUAAGCAGCAGGGAGCUAAAGGAAGCCUCAGCUUCCCAUGAAAUUACCACCUCAGGCUGGUGCGCCUUGUUAUUGGCCUGGGAACGGAUGGGCGAAGACUCUCAGUGUAGUGAGCGGCCCACAGUAAAGCUCUCUUCUCGCGAGGCGGGCGUGUGGUUUGUGCUGAGUGCCUGAGUCUGCUGUGCCUUCCUGCCCCUGCCUCUGUGCAUGUGCCUGUGGUUCCUGUUAACUCUUCUUGCCCCUGCAGAAGAGUUCUGAAUGAAUCUCAAGCUGCUACAUGAGAUUGAGAUGGUGUCAGAGGAUCAUGAUCCCCCCCCGCACCCGCCUCGUGGCAGCACUUACAAAAGAUAGUAUGUUUUUGCUUUAAGGCAAAUGGAAAAUUACCCUUGACCUCGGUGAUGUGUGGUGCUGGCCGAAAGCCAAUACCAGUUUGUAAAGGUAGGGUGCCAGUAUAUCCUAAACCCACAGUGGUGUACUGUGCCAUAAAGGGAACCUCAUCUUUUUGUGCCUUGCAUGGUGGGGCUGGGAAAGAGCAUCCUGUAUGCCCCAGGAGUUGCUCUUUGCUAAUGGACUGCAUAUGUCCCCCCCACACACACACACAAAAAAAAGAAAGAAAGAAAGAAAGAAAAAAGAAGGAAGGAACUUCAGUUUCAGCUCUUGCUGGCAUUCUGCUUUGAGAUCGGGUUGGGUAUAUGGACUUUUAAACGCAGCGGCAAAGUCUACCAUCAAAGCAAGCUGGGACAUUGCCAAGUCACCUGUCCCUGCCCAUUUUACCACAGAGAACUUCUCUUUUAGAAAGUAAACUUUGAUGAAAAAGAUACUGGAUCUUUUUAAAGUUUUUCUGUGCAGCAUUUUGCGUACUGCACGUAGUCUUCACAAUGAGACCUUCUUUCAAUGGGUUUUGGGGACUUUGGGGGGCCUGGGUGGCUCAGUGGGUUAAGCCGCUGCCUUCGGCC
This is a messenger RNA of Mustela erminea (ermine), 2960 nucleotides long. It is a transcript of the gene ZC2HC1C, whose product is annotated as zinc finger C2HC-type containing 1C. The coding region runs from base 272 to 1861 and encodes 529 amino acids. The transcript is spliced from 4 exons. The record is from RefSeq and is a predicted model, not a curated record. NCBI's taxonomy places the organism in Eukaryota, Metazoa, Chordata, Mammalia, Carnivora, Mustelidae.